AUGCGCCGGCGAAGAAACAGCAACAUCAAACAUGAGCAAAACACAAUAGAGCAACCUGGAACAUACGACCAAAAAUCCCAAGGAGACGGAACAGAGAAGCAAGAAACGUUCCCUCAAGACGUGAAGGUGAUUUACCAACAUCACAACGCAAUCCAAGAACUCCCGGGCGACGACCCACCUCAAUCAUCGAUGAUUUCCGAACUCGAUUCAAUCAGGCCAGUCUCCGAACUCGAGUACAUCGCGUAUAACGGUGAUCGUUCGGCAGCGUCACCUGGAGCCAGAGUCGUGUCGCCGAUACUGCCGAACAUUGUUGAGAUGGGAGAAAGAAAGUCAUCACCUCCACCAGACGAUGUUGCGUUGCCAGCGCAAGAUGGUGACGACGGUGCGAUUCCGGAUUUGUCUGACAACAACCGCGCAGCUGGCACAGCGCCACAGAUCGGACUGGCAGUGUUUAUGGUCGUUGCCGUCAUCGCUGCAGCUAGCAUGAUGUGGCAUCUCUUUGGAUGCUGGCGUGGCAAGUACAGGAGAUGGGUUGAGCCAGAGGAUGAGCGUGGCACACAACUAAAAGAUCUGUAUACGCUUCCGCUUAGUCUAGAUGGAGAUGAUUGGGUGGCGAUUGAUCUGAAUGACGUGGGUGAUGCGAAGGACGGGAAGGUGGCGAAGUCGCUGUGA
Messenger RNA from Parastagonospora nodorum SN15, 672 nucleotides. RefSeq lists its product as hypothetical. The record is from RefSeq and is a predicted model, not a curated record. Lineage: Eukaryota; Fungi; Ascomycota; Dothideomycetes; Pleosporales; Phaeosphaeriaceae. The transcript is spliced from 2 exons. The coding region runs from base 1 to 672 and encodes 223 amino acids.